This is a messenger RNA of Boleophthalmus pectinirostris (great blue-spotted mudskipper), 1117 nucleotides long. It is a transcript of the gene naa10, whose product is annotated as N-alpha-acetyltransferase 10, NatA catalytic subuni. NCBI's taxonomy places the organism in Eukaryota, Metazoa, Chordata, Actinopteri, Gobiiformes, Gobiidae. The transcript has 8 exons. The coding region runs from base 163 to 816 and encodes 217 amino acids. Gene Ontology annotation, molecular function: protein-N-terminal-glutamate acetyltransferase activity; protein N-terminal-serine acetyltransferase activity. The record is from RefSeq and is a predicted model, not a curated record. Gene Ontology annotation, cellular component: NatA complex. Gene Ontology annotation, biological process: N-terminal peptidyl-glutamic acid acetylation.
ACGUCCUUCAAUUCCUCUUCCUCCUUUUAGCUAGCUAGUGGCGAGCACUGAGCUAAUGACUAGUUUCAUAAAACAUCUUAGUAGUAGUUAACAUGAACUGACUGUUCACACUAGUGUACCUUAUUUAAGUCUCUCCAUAAAUCGAAUAAACGAGCAAUCAAAAUGAACAUCAGAAACGCGCGGCCAGAGGACCUUAUGAAUAUGCAGCAUUGCAAUCUGCUGUGUCUUCCUGAAAACUAUCAGAUGAAAUAUUAUUUUUAUCACGGACUAUCUUGGCCUCAGCUGUCCUACAUCGCAGAAGACGAAAAUGGGAAAAUUGUUGGAUAUGUACUAGCUAAGAUGGAAGAGGACCCUGAUGAUGUACCCCAUGGACACAUCACAUCUCUGGCUGUAAAGCGCUCUCACAGAAGACUGGGCUUGGCUCAGAAACUGAUGGACCAGGCGAGCCGGGCAAUGAUUGAAAAUUUUAAUGCUAAGUAUGUCUCUCUUCAUGUCCGUAAAAGUAAUCGGGCAGCCUUGCAUCUAUAUUCAAACACACUCAAAUUCCAGAUCAGUGAAGUAGAGCCAAAGUAUUAUGCUGAUGGAGAGGAUGCUUAUGCAAUGAAGAGAGACCUGGCAAACAUGGCUGAUGAGCUGAGAAAGUGUGGUGUGCGGGUGUCAGGACAGGAGGCACCGUCUGGCCAGAGUCCAUCAGGAUCUGGAGACCAAGAGCGAGAGAGUGAGAGAGACAGCGGAGGAGAGAGCAAAGAGCUGAGUGAAGUCAGCGAGGCCACAGAAAGCACAGACGUCAAAGAUUCUUCAUCUGAUUCACAAUGAUGCAGACUUAUAGCCAUUUUUUUAAAUUCAUCUCUCCUUCAUAGUUUUAUCUGGGACAGCUAACAAACAGCUAACAAAUCCUUUAUUGAGGUCUGCUGUCAUUAACAAGUCCACUGCUUAUUUUCUUAUAAGAGUGGGACUGAGCAGUGAAGAAGCUCUUGAGCAUCAAGAAGCUUUUUAUUAGCAUGUUGUACAGGUGGCCCAAAGUUCAGAGACAAUUUCAAUAUUGAAAAUGGACAGUUUGAAUUAACUAGGUUCUCUAUUUAAGAUACCAAACACAAAUAAAUCUUUAAAAUACAAA